CAUGACCAUCUCAUCGUCUAUAUCUGAUUAGAAUGAAAUAUUAUCUUUUUCGAUUAUUCGAUUUUUUUUUUUUUUUUUUUUACAGGAUCUUUUGCUGCAUAAUUAGUGUAGACACGUUGAUCAACGGGCCGUCGGUGAUCAAAAGCGAUGGUACCAUUGCAUUGGGUUGCAAUCGUUCUCUCCUUUGUAGCAACUAUUCAAAACUAUGCAGGCCAUAUGGAAGCAUCAGCUGACAUAGGCGUUUGCUAUGGAAUGCUAGGGAGUGACCUGCCUUCUGCACCAGAAGUGAUUAGCCUCUACAAACAAUACGGGAUUGAAAAAAUGAGGCUUUUCGAACCUAACACCGCAGCACUCCAAGCGCUGAAAGGAAGCAACAUCAAUAUCACCCUGGACAUUCGAAACCAAGACUUAGCAGAUUUGGCAGCAAGUCAAGACGCCGUGAACUCAUGGUUUAAUACCAAUGUAGAACCCUACCUAAAUGACGUUAACUUCAACUUCAUUGCUGUUGGUAAUGAGGUUAUUCCUGGUUCCUUGGGAGGGUAUGUCUUGCCUGUAAUGAAUUAUCUACAAAAAAUCCUCGACGAUAAAAACUUACACGGUAUUAAGGUGACAACCGUUUUGCCCGGAAAUGCCUUACAAUCUUCCUAUCCGCCUUCGAGUGGUGCUUUCACAUCAGAAGCAAGCAGUGUUAUGAGUGGCAUUCUUUCUUUUUUAUCCGCGAAAGGGUCACCCCUUAUGAUCAAUGUGUAUCCUUACUUCGCCUAUGCAUCAGACCCUACGAAUGUACGCUUGGACUACGCCCAAUUUACUGCAACAAGCCCCGUGGUUCGGGACGGGUCGUUGAGCUAUUACAACCUGUUUGAUGCCAUGGUUGAUGCUUUUUUUGCGGCAAUGGAGAAAGCCGGAGGGGGUGAUGUCGGUGUUGUGGUGUCAGAAAGUGGAUGGCCUUCAGACGGGAAUGGAAAUUUCACCACUCCAAACCUUGCAGGGACAUAUAACAGGCAUUUUGUGAAACACAUAACAUCGAAAGUAGGGACUCCAAAAAAACGUGGUGCUUACAUUGAAGGGUACAUUUUUGCCAUGUUCAACGAGAAUCGGAAACCUAGUGGCGUGGAGCAACACUGGGGACUUUUUUAUCCUAACAAGCAACCUGUUUAUCCUGUAUUUUAAAGACAAACCUUCAAGAAAACUUAUGCAUCCAUCGUGAAAUUAAUAAAAAGUCUCCAUGAACUUGAAAUUUGUGUCUUAAAUAUUUUUCUAAGAUGAAUAAUUCAACUCGAGUGCGAAGGUGGAAGUGCAUUGCUCUACUCAACUAGUAUCUACUAUCAGACUAAUUAACCACAUCUAGGCAUUAAACUCAUUACAAAUAUAUAUUGUUCUGGUCAAUUUUUUUUAGAGCUACUAUGAUAUUCAUUGAUAUAGCAAAUGAAGAAGUAAAAAGUGGGAUAUGGUGUAUUUAUUCGAACUUGAAUAAA
This is a messenger RNA of Pyrus x bretschneideri (Chinese white pear), 1475 nucleotides long. RefSeq names its product probable glucan endo-1,3-beta-glucosidase BG4. Lineage: Eukaryota; Viridiplantae; Streptophyta; Magnoliopsida; Rosales; Rosaceae. The transcript has a single exon. Gene Ontology annotation, cellular component: plasma membrane. Gene Ontology annotation, molecular function: hydrolase activity, hydrolyzing O-glycosyl compounds. Gene Ontology annotation, biological process: carbohydrate metabolic process. The coding region runs from base 148 to 1170 and encodes 340 amino acids. The record is from RefSeq and is a predicted model, not a curated record.